Messenger RNA from Micromonas pusilla CCMP1545, 3549 nucleotides. RefSeq lists its product as uncharacterized. The record is from RefSeq and is a predicted model, not a curated record. NCBI's taxonomy places the organism in Eukaryota, Viridiplantae, Chlorophyta, Mamiellophyceae, Mamiellales, Mamiellaceae. The transcript has 2 exons. The coding region runs from base 64 to 3549 and encodes 1161 amino acids.
GCGACGAGGGCGAGACGACGGCGCGACACCGCGCUCGCCCCGCCCGCGUCCGCGUCCGCGACCAUGGGCGGCGGCGCGAACGCGUCGAUGCCGCCCGGCGCGGUGCAUCUCCCGGAGAUGCGCGCGCGCAUGGGGAAGAAAGUCGCGCAGCUGUCGCGCGUGAUGGCCGCUCUCAACAACAAAGGCGGGGAGACCCCGCGCGGCGGGCGCGCUUCCUCCUCCUCCUCCGGCGCCAACGUCGCGGACGACCUCGCCGCGGUCGCGGACGUGUACGAGAGCGAGAUCGACCAGAUCCUGCGCGACACCGCGUCGAAGAUCAACGCGUUCCGAGCGGCCGUCGACGCGAAGACGGCCGCGUCCGACGUCGAAUCCGCGAAGCGCGAGCUCGAGGCGAAGCACGAGCUCGCGAUGCGCGCGGCGACGCGCGAGCUGGCGUCCGAGCUCGAGAGGGCCAACGCGCGGGAGGCCAAGGCGGCGGAGGACGCGCGCGCGCGCGCGGAGACCGCCGCGAAGGAGAAGCGCGCGCUGCGCGACGAGCUCGAGCGCACGCGCGAUGAUCUAACGAGGCGAUGGCGUGACGCCGCGGACGCGGCGGUAAAGGCGGCGAACGACGCGAAAACCCUGGACGCGCGCGUCAGCGAUGAGACCGCGACGACGAUCGCGGCGGCGACCGCGCACGCGAGAGAGCUGAGCGAGCUGAAGGCGGCGCACGCGCUCGCGAUGGAGAAGUUGCAAAAGACGCACAACGCGAGAUACAACGACGUCGCGUUGGCCAAGGCGGACGCCGCGUUCGAAGCCGCGGAGUCGAUCGCGUCGCUCGAGGCGGCGCUCGACGCGUCGAGAGCGUCCGAGCUCGCGGCGAAGCGCGAGCUCGACGCGAUGCGAGCGCGCGCGAGCGAGAGCGGCGACGACGCCGCGAGCGUCGCGAAGGAGCUCGGGUCGGAGAUCGCGCGGCUGACGGAGCGACUCGACGCGGAGACGGCGACGUCGAGCGCGUUGCGCGGCGAGCUCGCGAGCGGCGGCCGAGUGGCGCGGCUCGAGACGGAGCUGCGCGAGGUCAAGACCGAGCUCGAGGCGGCGCGCGUGCGGGAGUUCAUGGCGAGGAAAGAGGCGACGGAGACGUCGAACGCGCUCGAGAAGGCGACGGAGGAGGCGGAGGAGCGAGGCGCGCGGCUCGCCUCCGCGGAGGCGCGCGCGUCGUCCGCGACCGCCGCGCUGGAGGAGACGACGCGCGCGAUGGCGCGCGUCGAGCGCGAACUCGCGGACGCGACGUGCGCGCGCGAGGCGACGCGCGCAGAGCUGAGGGAGCUCGAGGCGCGGCUCGCGUCGGAAGCCGCGGGCGCCGGCGACGCCGCGGCGACGUCGAGGGCGCGCGCGGAGGAAAUCGCGACGCUCGGAGCGGAGCUCGACCGCGCGCGCGCGCUCGCGACCGAUCGAGACGCGCGCUCGAGAACCCUGGAGGCGGAACUCGCGGCGGCGAACAAGGCGCGCGACGACGCGCGGUCGGAGUCGGACGCGCGCGCGGCGUCGCUCGCGGAGACGCGCGCGGCGGCGGCGGCGGCGGCGUCGCACGAGAAAAUCUCAACCCUGGAAGCCGACGUUAUGCGCUUGACGUCCCAACUCGGCGCCUCCGCGUCCGAGGCGUCGAACGCGACGCGCGCGGAGUUCGAGGCCAAGCUCGAGACGCUGCGGAAGCGCCACGCGAAGGAGAGGGAGGACGCGACGAGGGACUGGGACGCGAAGCUCGCGGCGACGAAGAGGGAACACGCGGAGAAGUUGGCGACGGCGGAGGACGCGCUUCGCGCCGCCGCCGCGGACGCCAAGCGCGCGUCCGACGAGGCCCUGAAGAGCGCGUCGCAGGACGCGGACAAGCGCGUCGCGAGCAAGGCGGAGGAGGGGCAGAAGAUUCGCAACGACCUGAAGCUCCAGAUCGCGGAGCUCACGAAGCGGAUGACGGACGAGCGACGCGACGCGACGGCGAGGCUGGAGGAAAAGCAAAAGCUCGAGAGCGAGCUCGACGCCGCGAACCGGCGGUGCGCGGACGCGAGAGAGAAGCUCGACGCGCUCGCGAAGGACGUCGCGCGUAAAGAGUCGCAGCUCACGUCGCGCCGCGACGAGCUUCGAGGCGCGGAGGAGAGGGCGAAGCGCGACGUCGAAGCCGCGAGGGAACGCGUUGAGGCGCUGAAGUUUGAGCUCGCCGCGUCGAAACGCGAGGCGAUCGAAGCGUCGGAACGCGCGGAAGAUCGCCUCGCCGCGGCGCUCCGCGAGCGCGACGAGGAGUGGAGCAAACGCGCCGCGGAGCAGGUCUCGGAGCAGCUCGACGCCGCGAGAGGCGCGCACGCGAGAGAGAUGGACGCGACGCGCGCCGCGCUCGUCGCGGAGACCGCCGCGGAGGUGGCGGACGCCUUGGCGGACGCCGCGGAACGCCACGCGGCGCGCGAGCGGUCGCUCCGCGAGGAGCUCGAGCUCGAGAAAGCGCGGCGCGCGGACGAGGCGAAAAGCGCGGAGGCGGCGAGGGAGGAGGCGGCGGCGCGGCUCGCCGACGCGACGGCGAGCGCGGCGGCGGCGGCGCGCGACGCGACGCGCGAGACGGAACGCGAGCGCGCGACUCUGCUCGCGAGCGCGCGCGGGGACCACGCGGCCGCGAUGGCGAAGGCGUUCGAGGACCACGCGGCGGAGAUGCGCGCGGCGAGGGAGCGCGCGGAGGCGAACGCGCGCGCGAUGAAGGCGGAGCACGAGCUUCGGUUGGCGGCGGCGCGGCGCGAGGGCGACGACGCCGUCGCCGUCGUCGUCAAGGCGUGGACGGAGAAGCUGUCGAAGCAGUCGCUGGACGCGGAGAAGGACCGCGACGCGAGGGUCGCGCGAACGCGCGACGCGGUCACCGCGAAGCUGACCGCGGAGAUGGACGCGCUGCGAGCGACGCACGCGAGGCGCGUCGGCGAGCUCGAGCGCGAAAAGGAGGCGGCGGAUCAGGCGGCGGAUCGCGGUCGGAUGGAGAUCGCGUCGACGACGGCGGCGUUGCGCGACGCGGAGGAGCGGUUGGAACGCGCGGGGGACGACCUUCUCGCCGCUCGCGCGGCGCACGAGGCGACGGAGGAAGCGUCGCGACGUCGACACGCCGACGACGCGAUCGCGGCGGCGUCGCGCGCCGACGCGGCGGCGGCGGCGGCGGCGGCGGCGGCGGCGGCGGCUGAAGAGGCGCUCAGAGCCGAGCUUGUCGACGCGGCGGUCGCGCGCGACGCGCUCGCGGCGGCGUACGACGACGUCCGCGCGCGGUUCGACGCGAGAGAGUCGCGCGAGGAGGACCUGAGGAAGAUCGCGGAGCUCGAGCGCGCGGUGGGGGAGGCGACGGCGGCGGAGGAGGAGGAGAGGAGACGCGCCGAGGGGCUGCGUUUGGAGAUGGCGCACCGAGAGACGACGGCGCGAAAGCACGGCGCGGCGUUCGGCGCGGGCGCGGCGACGUUGUGCGCGAACGACGGCGCGGUGAUGGACUGGAUGUUUAAGAAGAAGGAGAAGCGGCCGGCGAGCCGCAAGACGAUUCGGUUGUGA